AGAGCAACUGCUGAUCCAGACAGAGUGAAGUGAAAUGUUGUGAAUAUUGGGAACUGAAAGAGGGAGCAGGUUACUUUUGGAGAUUUAGAUUGAGACCACCUUUGGACUUUUUUCUCCUUGUGUUGAAAAGGAUGACGUGGAAUUUAAACUGCUGUUGGAUCAAUAACACCAAAUCAAUUUCACAGGGGCGGUAUCUGUGACUCUAAAGUCUAUUUUUUUCUUCUCAAAGCAUGCCACGUUUGAGAUUACGCAUGAUGCGCUAAGGAGUUAUCCACCUCCUCUUCCUCACUCACAGCUGCUGCUCAGAGAAGCCCCGACAGAGAACUUCACAAACUUUUCCUUGUUGUGUGGAUCUAUUUUGUCACAUUAGAGUGUCUCGCCGCUGUCUGCCGCCCCAGCAGAGCAGGGCAGCAUGCUGGACUGACGUCUGAGGAAUGGCAUCGUCUGUGUUUGAAGGCACGUCUCUGGUCAACAUGUUUGUGCGGGACUGUUGGGUCAACGGGAUCCGGAGACUCAUCAUCAGCCAGCGGGGAGAGGAAGAGGACUUUUACGAGAUCAGGACGGAGUGGUCUGACAGGAACAUUUUAUACUUGCAUCGGAGUUACUCGGAUCUGGGGCGGCUCUUUAAAAGACUGGCGGAGUCCUUUCCUGAGGACAGAAGAGACCUCUCCAAGUCACCGCUGACAGAAGGUCUGGUAAAAAUCAAAGAGGCGAACGACAUUGAGGAGAAAUUGAACGAGGUGGAGAGACUGCUGAAGAAUGCGAUCAACAUGCCGUGCAAGUAUUCAAGGUCAGAGGUCAUGUUGACUUUCUUCGAACGAUCCCCACUGGACCAGGUGCUGAGGAACGACAAAGUCCACAGGAUCCAGCCGUGCUUUCAGAGUCCAAUCAAGAUAUCAGAAAUCAUGCGGUCCAAUGGAUUCUGUCUGGCCAACACGGAAACAAUCGUAUUUGAUCACAACCUUCCUGAAGAAAAAGAGAGGCCAUCAUCAACAGACUCUGUGGAACAUACGUAUGAUGAUGGAUCAGAGUUUUUGUCAAUGGAAGCAGACUUGUGUGAUGAGGACACAGAGGCAUAUGUCACCAACCUUUCCUACUACCAUCUGGUCCCAUUUGAAACGGACAUCCUGGAAUGAGGAAGUGAUACCUGUUGACAGACACAUGAGGCCAAUGUACUCUUAACUGGAACCCAGCUAUGCAAUGCUGCCAACGCAUAGCUGCUCCAAGGAAAUGCUGCUGCUGCUCAUUGUCUGCCACUUCAAGCAACAUCACCAGUGUGCCUCGUUCCAAGUCUUACUUAAGUGUGUCAUGAAAAGACAUAACAAGACUGCCUUUAGGCAAAAAAUGUAGGUCCUGAAAUCCUGCAAACAGAUGGAACCUUUUUAAAAACUCUGCAACCACAGUGAAGAGGGGAACAUGCCUAGCUAUAAAGAAGACAUUUACAGUGUUGGAAUGUUCAUUGUUACUUAAAAGCUUUCUUUUUCUAUGACAUGUUUUUAUGAUUUGCAAUCCAUUUGCAAAGCAUAUUGUCAUUUCAACUGUGCCUUGGUAAAGGUUUAUCAUCAGUGUUUUAUUCCUAUGGGAAAACAGGAAAUUGUCUAGAAGGGUUGGUUUGUUUGUUUUUUGUUCAUGGUGCAUUUCCACCAGCAUUUCAACACUUUUUUUCCAAGAGAAAGCCAGGAGAAUAAUUCUGGUUUCAUUGCUGUGGUAAUAGAGUUGGUUCUUUUGUUUGAGAGUACUUCAAGACCAAAUUGAAGAUAGACUCAAGCUUCAAAAUACCAAGUUAAGCUAAAAAACAAGGUAUAAGAAUAAUGUAUAGGCUCCAUUUUGGUCCAAAGUCCUCCAGAUUAAGCUCAAACCAAGACAUUUUCUUAAAACAUGUUUAUGAUGCAUUGUAAUGCAUCUGUUUUACUUGAUUCUUGGAGUACUUUCAAAUUAAAGGAUAUAACAAAAAGUUAGUGUAAUCAUCACUUUGUUGUGACACACUCUUUUCAAAUUGAGAUCCAAUGCUGCCUUUUUGUGUAUUUUUUUCAAAGUAGAAUGUAAUACGUGUAAGUCGUAUAGUUUGUACAGUAUUUUUGCUUAUUCUGGGUUCCUAAACCAUCAACCUAACUUAACAGAGCAUCAGUUUUGCCUUUAUUCUGGGUAUAACUGAACCGUCUCACUGCUCUUGUUGCCAUGAGAUACAGUGAUAAAACGGGGCAAAGAAAGCUUUGUUUUAUGGGUCAGUCCAGGUCACAUCUGAGCCGUCCUGUAAGAUGACGUGUGUGGGUUCACUGAGACAGCUGACUGUGGGAGUCUGCAGCUUGGUCUGCAAAACAAGUCCUCUCUUUAUGAAAAGAAAGACAAACGAUGGUGCUGUAGUAAAACUUUCUAUAGGAGAAGAGUGUGAAACGGGCAAACAGUUGAUUAAAAUUCAUGCCCUUUGUGUGUUUUAUGGGCCCUCCCACUAUGCUUCCACUUCUUUUAGUGCCUUUCAUGGAACUGUGGACCACAGCGGAGCAUUAAAUGUGUUUUGAAUGCAAGUGAAGGCUGAAAAACAUAUAUUUGUGCUGGGCUGGAUGUGAGGAGGUCUAUCUGUAUUCUUUGUUUUGACAGUUUGUUUAUGCAGAAGUCAAUGUUGCAUUACAUUGUGAGCUAACGGCGUGUGUCCAGUGUGUUUUUGCCCCCUUCAGAUACAAAGCCAUUCAACCCUCACAAACUUGGCACACGAGACUACAGCAGGAUGCUCCUCCACAUGAGUCUGUUUAGUAACACAGUCAUGAUCACCAUUCACCGCAUGAGAAAGUGCAGCUCUUUCUCAGGGUGCAAAACUUUUUCUUUGUUUACUUUCUGUUUCUUGUAGAAUUAGAUGAGUGAUAAGUUAUCUUUUGGAUUUAAAAUUUAAGUAGUAAAAGAGUUAACAGCACACAUAUUAGUUAUGAUAUGAUUAACUGAAAAGAAACUGAAUUAAGUUGUUAAAAUUUCUGCUUGAGUUCAUAUUUAAAUAUCAAAUGUGGAAUUCAUAGUCUACCUAAAAAUCCUUUCCCGGCUGGGUUUAUUCAUCGGCCAUGACAAAGCAGAUUGAGUGUGGGACGGACACAAUGCUUGUACUUCAAAUAAAGUGAUAUUUGACAACAUAUGAUUGAACCUUUGUACCAGCCAGAUGUGUGAGAUUCAGGGGAGGGGAGUGUAGAGGAUGUGAAAAUAAUUUAACAUAAAAUAUUAUAUUUAUUUUGUUAACUUCAUUAGAACUUUAUUGAGCUAACCAUUAUAUGCCUUGUGAUUUAAUUUUAUGCUAUCAUGAUUGAUCUUAGAUUUUUUUUUUGGAUGUUAUUGUGUCAAAAGGAUUGAAUGGAGAUAAAUGUUAAAAUUGAUGUUGUUGUGGUGACAUUUUUAUAACUCCUGAACCACUCAUACAGCAUUAGAUACACAUUAUCAGUAUCAGAGCUUCUCAAAUAAAUAUUUUCAAGAAAAAAAUUA
Molecule: messenger RNA, 3462 nt
Organism: Notolabrus celidotus (New Zealand spotty)
Lineage: Eukaryota; Metazoa; Chordata; Actinopteri; Labriformes; Labridae
Gene: pxdc1b
Product: PX domain containing 1b
Exons: 5
Coding region: 435-1136 (233 amino acids)
Molecular function (GO): phosphatidylinositol binding
Source: RefSeq, a predicted model, not a curated record